ACGUCAAAUAUUGUGACGUUGUGUAAUGUAAUCACAUUAUCAAAAUUACGUCAAAAUUUUUACUAAUUUUAUCCAGGUUUUCGGCUACUGAACAGUAAUUUAGUAGGUAAAAGGAGGAGAAACUUUCUUGUCAUUCAGUUUUUAUCCUGUCGUUACACAAAAUGUUUUCUCGUAGUCUUAGAGUUUCAAGUUCUCUUCAAGGAAAUUUGAGGAAUUUCGGUACAACUAAACAGUGCAAUGUAAAAGUAGCAGUUGCUGGAGCUAGUGGUGGUAUUGGCCAACCUCUGUCCCUUCUACUGAAACAAAAUCCUCUUGUAACAGAGCUGUCUUUGUAUGAUAUUGUGAACACUCCAGGUGUAGCUGCUGAUCUCUCACAUAUUAACAGCCCAGCAAAAGUGAAGGCAUAUAAUGGAGCAGAAGCUUUAAAAGAAGCUUUUAGUUGUGCUGAAGUAAUUAUAAUACCCGCAGGUGUACCAAGAAAACCUGGUAUGACACGUGACGAUCUCUUUAAUACGAAUGCAUCUAUUGUGAGGGACUUAGCUGUAGCUGCUGCUGAAGUUGCCCCAAAAGCCUUAAUUGGUAUUAUUUCAAAUCCAGUUAAUUCUACAGUGCCCAUAGCAUCUGAAGUGUUCAUUAAAGCUGGAAAUUACGAUCCAAAGAGAAUUUUUGGAGUGACAACAUUGGAUGUUGUACGAGCAAACACGUUCAUUGCAGAAGCUAAAAACCUUGACCCAAUUAAGACGAACGUGCCCGUUAUUGGGGGUCACGCAGGAAUCACCAUCAUCCCCUUGAUUUCGCAGGCAACUCCGAAAGUGUCGUUCCCUGCAGAUCAGCUCAAGGCACUCACAGAAAGGAUACAGGAAGCUGGAACAGAAGUAGUGAAAGCCAAAGCUGGAACAGGGUCUGCGACCCUUUCAAUGGCCUUCGCUGGCGCUAGGUUUGCAAUCUCCCUUAUUCGUGGUCUAAGAGGCGAAUCGAACGUAAUUGAAUGCGCUUACGUAAGGUCGGAUGUAACAGAAGCGAAAUACUUCUCCACCCCCAUCUUAUUAGGCCCCAAUGGUGUCGAAAAGAACCUAGGACUUGGCCCAUUAAGCGAUUUUGAAAAAGAACUUGUUAAAGCUGCAGUUCCCGAACUUAAGAAGAACAUAGAAAAAGGAGAAAAAUUCGUCAAGGGUUAAAUAUAUCCUCUUUAUUAAAACGAAAAUGUAUUUAAAAAUAUAUCGUAUACAUGUAAAUUUUACUUACACAUCUUUUUUUAUGUUUUAAUAUACGAAUAUACUUGUUGAAUGUUUAGUUCAGUAUCGGAAACUAAAUUGUAAAAAAUAUCUGUAAAAUACAUCGAUGAAAAUAAAUAAUUGUAUCAGUA
Molecule: messenger RNA, 1366 nt
Organism: Agrilus planipennis (emerald ash borer)
Lineage: Eukaryota; Metazoa; Arthropoda; Insecta; Coleoptera; Buprestidae
Product: malate dehydrogenase, mitochondrial
Exons: 6
Coding region: 162-1178 (338 amino acids)
Biological process (GO): malate metabolic process; tricarboxylic acid cycle
Cellular component (GO): cytoplasm; mitochondrion
Molecular function (GO): L-malate dehydrogenase (NAD+) activity
Source: RefSeq, a predicted model, not a curated record